ACCAAAUAAUACAAUCUAAACAUUAUAUACACACACAAUUAUUGUAAUAAAAUAAAUAAAAUACCCCUGAAACCAACCAGACAGCCACAACCCCUUUUUUUCUUCUGCUUUUAUUUAAUCUGCAAUCACAGUCCACCAUACAUGACUCAUAUGACAUAGCCAUCAACCAUAACCUUUCAUCAUCAUUCAUCCCCAUCCAUCUUCUCUCUUAGGACCAAUAAAAAGAAAAAAGAAAAUUAAACGGAAAAAACAGGGGAAAAGGAAAGGGAUAUUUGGAAGGAUAGACUUAGUAGGAAAGGGUGGAAAAAACAUGGCUAAUGUAUUCUAAUGUCCUCCAAACGAACAAAGCUCAUUCAUUCAUUCUCUCUCUGAAAAAAUAUAUUCCAUAAAUACCCUUGUUGGUUUUUGUUGUUUGAUUUCUGAGAGAUUGGGUGAUUGCCACAAUGCCCCCCAUUUCUAUCCAAGUUCCACCUUCAUCACAAGCCACCAACUUUCCUUUCCAAAAUUCCUCUUCUCAUAUAUUUUUUCUGGGGCCCUUUUUGGGGUUUUCACUUCCUCAACUUCUCUUCCAUUCAAUGUUUCCACAGAAAAAAAAAAGAGAAAGUGAGAAACUUCAGCCUUCUUCUCUCUAUAUUAUCACUUUUCACACCUUCUCUCUUUCUCUCUCUCUCUUAUUAUUAUUCUUCUUGUUUUCUCUGAAAUCUUAUCUCUUUUCUCAAUUCUUCCUUUUUAUAAUUGCCUUUUCAUUAGGGUUUUCUUCUUUUUUUUUUCUCUGUUUUUCCCCUGUUCUAGGGUUUGUGUUUUUGGUUGAUUCCUGCAGAUUUGGGGGAAAUUGGUUGAUGGGUAUUUGAUUUGAUCAAAAGAUUCUUAAGGGUUUUCAUGGAUUCUCGCCGAUCAACUUCUGGUGACGAGAUUGCUAAAAUUAGGGAAAAACAUCAGUCUUUGUUGCAAGAUUACUUGGUCUUGCAAAAGGAUUGUGUAUCAAAGAAGAGAAAGCUAAAGGAAACAAAUGAAAAGAAAGAGACCCUUUUGGAUGAAAUUAGAUUUCUAAAGCGUAGACGAAAUCUGUUGUUGAAGUUGAAAUCACAAAAGCUUCAACCACAACAAGAUACCAUUCAAUUACAAAAAGCACCUCUUCAACAUGAAGUUGGACAAGGUGGAAGUCGCGCAAGCACAAGUGAGCCACAAUUGCAAACUUCAUUGUUACCAGUUGGUUCGAUUUGGAAUUCGGCUAGCCUCCCUAGAGAGGAAAUUGGUUUUCCGUCGGUGAAAUUAGGGAAGAAGUCUAAGGAUUUGUUUAGUAAUGGCAAAAGAGUUGAGAAGAGGAAAAUUUCUUGGCAAGAUCAGUUGGCGUUGAAGGUUUAAGUAUUUAAACUUUUGUGCAGAAAACAGGAGUUGACUAUGUAAUUCUUUCUUUUAUCAAUAGCUUCUUUCUAUAGAAUACAUAAGAGUGUUAAAUAUGUGUCUUAUUAGCAAUGCCUUGGAACCUGUUGGGUAUGUGAUGGAUGAGUUCUAUAUGAAAUUUUCAAUGAAUUCUUGUCAAAUAAUAAGAGCAAUUUUUUCAAUUUAAGUUUUACUUGUUUAAAGCUUGAUGGUGUUCAGGAUGGUAUUUUAUCAAACUAAUACCAGUAGAUUUUUUCUCAUUUUUUGUGAAAUCUUGACUUAUAUUUCGAUGGAGCAAAAAAUUUAUAAUUUUUUAGUUUCGGAUUAUAAAUGACUUAUUAAAUCAUGUGUACUUUUUUGUCUUUCUGAAGUUGAAGAUGAGGAUUACUACCAAGAGUCAAUCGGAAAAACUUGUUUGCUAUCAAGGACAUGGAUUAGGUUUCGUACGUCCAACCCCUUCAAACCCUUUUAUAGCGUUAUAGGUAGGAGGAGAUUAAUAGCAUUGGUGAAAUGUUAUUUGCUAAAAUUUGAAAUUUGUAAUUUAGAAUUUUGCUUGUUGGGGAUGUUGGUCUCUCAAAUUGAAUCAAAUCAAACUGAAUUGAAUUUGGUGAUUAAGUAAAUGCUGAAGGGGAUAAAGUAAAAAAUCAUGGUAAUUUUCUUGUUCUACUAAACAAUUCUGUAAUGAUACGCAAAGUUUUAAGGGUGGGAAAUAGGAGGAAGGAAGGAGGAUUCUGUUCCCACAAAUUUCAUUCAUAUAUGCUACACAUUUUUUGUAACCGCCUCGAAUUAUGAACGCAAAACACUAACUGGAAUUUAGUAUUAACUAAGCGGAAGCUUACUUUUGCCAACACAAUUAAGGGGUUACUUAAAGGUCAAACCAAUAUCCAAGCAAUAUAACGGAAGUCUUAACUGUCCAAAAUAUAGGAAAAUUACAACCAAAUCGAAAUAAGUCC
Amaranthus tricolor (Joseph's coat) is the source of this 2336-nucleotide messenger RNA. RefSeq lists its product as uncharacterized. NCBI's taxonomy places the organism in Eukaryota, Viridiplantae, Streptophyta, Magnoliopsida, Caryophyllales, Amaranthaceae. The coding region runs from base 880 to 1365 and encodes 161 amino acids. The transcript has 4 exons. The record is from RefSeq and is a predicted model, not a curated record.